Aureobasidium subglaciale EXF-2481 is the source of this 614-nucleotide messenger RNA. RefSeq lists its product as uncharacterized. The record is from RefSeq and is a predicted model, not a curated record. The transcript is spliced from 4 exons. Bases 100 to 501 code for a protein of 133 amino acids. Lineage: Eukaryota; Fungi; Ascomycota; Dothideomycetes; Dothideales; Saccotheciaceae.
CAACCAACCGGACUGGAUAUUCCAUCCGCACUAGGCAGGGUGUCGCAAGGGUUAAAGAACUGAUUGACGAGAAGGUUUGUCAGUCAUUGAAUAUUCCUGAUGCCCCCCAAUACCUCCUUAGCCAACCAGAGAGGAUUUGCACAAGGUACAUGGAGGCCAGCUCCUCAAGCCCACAUGUAUGAGCCUCUUGCUUCUGGUGGUAGUGGUAUUGUUCACGUGUGGGUUCGUCUCGGUAGGAAUGACAAGAUCAUUGAUCGCGUGGUCGUCAAGAACAGUUUCCCUGGUCUGCGGGCCUUCUCUGAUCCGAUUGAGUGGACUGACGGAGUCGUUGGUGCAGAGCCAAUGGAGAGCUCUGUCGCAAACAGACUCCACGCUCGGCUUCGCAUGAACAAUGCUGGCGAUGAAAGAUUCGUCGCGGAGUGUCUUGGAUGGGGUGACAUUCGCGGCCCCCCUCCAUACCCUAAUGGUUUACCCCAGGUGAAGCUUUACUAUGCUGGGUGAUUUUGGCAGCUCUCGAGAUCUUACCGAUGCGGCCGUGAGGAAUCGACAACGACAGGGAGCGUGGGCAAGAAGCUUUAGUGCACCUGAGAUGGACAAGGACCUUUUAACUGCAC